This is a messenger RNA of Phaeodactylum tricornutum CCAP 1055/1, 441 nucleotides long. RefSeq lists its product with no specific name. The annotation marks the transcript as partial. The record is from RefSeq and is a predicted model, not a curated record. The transcript has a single exon. NCBI's taxonomy places the organism in Eukaryota, Bacillariophyta, Bacillariophyceae, Surirellales, Neidiaceae.
CCGAAAAGGUUCAAAAGUAGCUACAUUUGUUUCUUUAUGGCGAAACAGAACGAGAUCAAGGAAGAACUUGGGGAGAAGGCCACAGUGACAGCUAUCUCGAAGCGGUCAGCUGAAAUGUGGAAACAUUUACCCACAGAGGAACGCACUCAUUGGGACGAUGUCGCAAUAAAGGACAAACAACGGUACAUGGUGGAGAAGGCAUCUUAUACUGGCCCGUGGCAGGUACCUUGGAAACGUGCUAAGAAAGACCCGUCGGCUCCCAAACGGCCCAUGUCGGCUUUCCUUUACUUUUCCCUUGGACGACGUUCCGACUUAAAAAAAAAGCAUCCAGAAAUAAAGAAUACUGAAGUAUCACGUCUUUUGGGGGAAAUGUGGCGCAGUGCUUCUGAAGAACAGCGCAAACCACACGUGGACAAGGAAAAAGCCGAACGGGAGAAGUAC